ACUGGGAGACACAACUUGAAACCAAAGAAUCAACUACAAGGCCCUGCAUUACUGAAGAUUUAUCCUAUGGGGUAAUAAUGGAAAGGGAAGGUCUCUGGCUUUCUUCUUUAGGGGAAACCUGGGAACAUGAUAAUUGGUUACAGGGGCAACAGAAAAACCAGGAUAGACAUCUGGGCCAAGUGGCAGUUACCCGUAAGGAAACCCCCACUGAGAGAAGGGUGUAUGGAGGUAAUGAAUUUGAAAGAUGUUCCAGUCAGGGUUCAAUCCUUGAUACACAACAAAGUAUUCCUAUGGGAGAAAGGCCCCAUAAUCAGAAUUCACAUGGAAAAGACUCCAAACAAAAUUCUGAAUUAAUAAAAUCUCAAAGAAUGUUUGUAGGAAAGAAAAUCUAUGAAUGUAAUGAAUGUGGAAAAGCCUUCAGCCAGAGCUCGUCCCUUCUUAAGCACCAGAGGAUUCAUACUGGGGAGAAACCCUAUAAGUGUAAUGUAUGUGCAAAGCACUUCAUUGAACGCUCCUCCCUUACUGUACAUCAAAGAAUUCAUACUGGAGAGAAACCCUACAAAUGUAAUGAAUGUGGGAAAACCUUCAGUCAGAGCAUGAACCUAACUGUUCAUCAAAGAACUCAUACUGGCGAGAAACCCUAUCAGUGUAAAGAAUGUGGAAAAGCUUUCCGCAAGAAUUCAUCCCUUAUUCAACAUGAAAGGAUUCAUACUGGCGAAAAACCCUACAAAUGUAAUGAAUGUGGGAAAGCUUUUACCCAAAGCAUGAAUCUCACAGUACAUCAAAGAACUCAUACAGGAGAAAAACCCUACGAAUGUAAUGAAUGUGGAAAAGCCUUCAGUCAAAGCAUGCAUCUUAUUGUCCAUCAGAGAAGUCACACUGGAGAAAAACCCUAUGAGUGUAGUGAAUGUGGAAAAGCCUUUAGUAAGAGUUCGACUCUUACCCUGCAUCAGCGAAAUCACACUGGAGAAAAACCCUACAAGUGUAACAAAUGUGGGAAAUCCUUUAGCCAAAGUACAUACCUAAUAGAACAUCAGAGACUUCAUUCUGGGGUAAAACCUUUUGAAUGUAAUCAGUGUGGAAAAGCUUUCAGUAAGAAUUCAUCCCUUACUCAACAUCGGAGAAUCCAUACUGGAGAGAAGCCGUAUGAGUGUAUGGUAUGUGGAAAACAUUUCACUGGGCGAUCAUCCCUUACUGUACAUCAAGUUAUUCAUACUGGAGAGAAACCUUAUGAAUGCAAUGAAUGUGGAAAGGCCUUCAGCCAGAGUGCUUACCUUAUUGAGCAUCAAAGAAUUCAUACUGGUGAGAAACCCUAUGAAUGUGAUCAGUGUGGAAAAGCCUUCAUUAAGAAUUCAUCCCUUAUAGUGCAUCAGAGAACUCAUACAGGAGAGAAACCCUAUCAGUGUAAUGAAUGUGGAAAAGCCUUCAGUCGGAGUACAAACCUUACACGACAUCAGAGAACUCAUACGUGAGGAAAGGACCAGGAAUGUGAUGAAUCUGGGAAGCAGCACACCAUGAGUUCAUCUUUCGUUCAAAGUCAGGGAUUUCAAUCUAGCAAAAAAGCCUUUGAGUGUAGUGAGUGUGGAAAAGUCUUCACUAAAAGUUCAACCCUUAAUAAACAUCAGAAAAUUCAUACUGAAAGACUUAAUGCAAAUCAGAAAACUCUUAUUAAAGAGAAACGAUAUGAAUGUAGAGAAUGUGGGAAAGCCUUUCACCAGAGUACACACCUUAUCCAUCACCAAAGAAUUCACACUGGUGAGAAACCAUAUGAAUGUAAAGAAUGUGGCAAGGCCUUCUCAGUGAGCUCCUCGCUUACUUAUCAUCAGAAAAUUCAUACUGGAGAGAAACCUUUCGAAUGCAACUUAUGUGGAAAAGCUUUUAUCCGAAACAUACACCUUGCCCACCAUCAUAGAAUACAUACUGGAGAGAAACCUUUCGAAUGCAACUUAUGUGGAAAAGCUUUUAUCCGAAACAUACACCUUGCCCACCAUCAUAGAAUACAUACUGGAGAGAAACCUUUUAAAUGCAACAUAUGUGACAAAGCCUUUGUAUGCAGGGCACAUCUUACCAAACACCAGAAUAUUCACAGUGGAGAGAAACCCUAUAAAUGUAAUGAAUGUGGGAAAGCCUUCAAUCAGAGUACAAGUUUUCUUCAGCAUCAGAGAAUUCACACUGGAGAGAAGCCCUUUGAAUGUAAUGAGUGUGGAAAGGCCUUCAGAGUGAACUCUUCCCUUACUGAACAUCAGAGAAUUCAUACUGGAGAGAAACCUUAUAAGUGUAGCGAAUGUGGGAAAGCUUUCAGGGAUAAUUCAUCCUUUGCUCGACAUCGGAAAAUUCAUACUGGAGAGAAACCUUACAGAUGUGGUUUGUGUGAGAAAGCCUUCAGGGACCAAUCAGCCCUAGCCCAGCAUCAGAGAAUUCACACUGGGGAAAAACCCUACACGUGUAACAUAUGUGAGAAAGCCUUCAGUGACCACUCAGCCCUUACUCAACAUAAGAGAAUUCAUACGAGAGAAAAACCCUACAAAUGUAAGAUCUGUGGGAAAGCCUUUAUCCGAAGCACACACCUUACUCAACAUCAGAGGAUUCACACAGGAGAGAAACCCUAUAAAUGUAAUAAAUGUGGGAAAGCUUUCAACCAGACUGCCAACCUAAUUCAGCAUCAGAGGCAUCAUAUUGGAGAAAAGUGAUGUGACUGCAGUUUAGAUGGAGAAGCUUUGAGACUGAAUAUAUUAGGUAUUUAAUGUAAGAGAAUCCAUUCUAGAGAAUAACUAUGAACGCUUACCUGGGGAUAGUCAUUUUAUUUACUGAGAGUCAACCUUCACAAUAUUGUGGGUUUUCACAAUUUAGGAAUGGCAAACACGCCAUAAUUCAGUACAGCCUCAACUGAACAGCAGUACUGUUUAAUUAGUUUGAAUUACCAAGUAUCAGAAUCAAAAUGGAGCUUCAUUAACAA
Molecule: messenger RNA, 2956 nt
Organism: Ceratotherium simum simum (southern white rhinoceros)
Lineage: Eukaryota; Metazoa; Chordata; Mammalia; Perissodactyla; Rhinocerotidae
Source: RefSeq, a predicted model, not a curated record